ACGGGUCUGGGAUAAAGCGCAAGUGUAUUUAUUUCGUUGGAUGCGUAUUAUUUUUGGUCGACCCGAGACACACUAUUCAUUUCUUAUACGACAGAAGGGAAAAUAAUUCAACACAAAUGGCGAAUAAAUUGUCGUUCAAAUUGUAGGUUUAUUUUGAUAGAAAAAACAGUGUCCAGCUCAGUAAGCGUUUGACAACAAUCGUCGUGUGAUCCUGCCCAUGGUUGAUGAUGGAGGAGACAGGUCCUCGCAUAGCAGACUACUUUGUGGUAGCAGGACUCACUGACUCCUCCAAGCCCUUAGAGGAGGAACUGCAGCUGGACGAUGUUCCUGGUCGCUCUCCCCGCUCGGCCCCUGGUGGUCGGCCCCUGGCCCCCAUCACAGACAUAGCUGUGGUUAUAUGCUCACUAGGGGAAGCGGUUCCUCAGGGUUACACAUGCCUCGAGUCCACCCCGUCUGGUCUGUCUGCAGAGCUGAACGGAGCCAGUCUCAGAGGGCCUCAGAUCUACCUCUGCUACAAGAGAGGCCGAGAUAAACCUCCUCUCACUGAUCUGGGGGUUCUGUAUGAGUGGAAGGAGAAGCUGAAGCCUGGCUGUCACAUCGUCCAAACCACUCCCUCUGGUCGUCCUGCCAACAUCAGUAGCUCCUCCUCCCAACGCAUCUACAUCACUUAUCGCCGCUCCCCGCAGAGCCAGCCUCACACGUCAUUGGCUGUCACAGAUGUCUGCAUCAUCAUCCCGGGCAAAGGGGAGACGCCCCCUCACACCUUCUGCAAGGUGGACAAGAACCUCAAUAGUAGUAUGUGGGGAUCCUCGGUGUACCUGUGUUACAAGAAGUCACUGGCUAAAACCAACACAAUCGCAUACAACGCAGGUCUGUUGUGUAGGUACCCAGAGGAGGACGAUGAGUCUUUUCCCCUGCCGGAGUCUGUUCCUCUGUUCUGUCUGCCCAUGGGAGCUAGCAUUGAGUUCUGGCCAGCUCACACCAAACACUCCCUGCCUGUCUUCUCUACCUUUGUACUGACUGGGGCCUCUGGAGACAAAGUGUAUGGAGCUGCCAUCCAGUUCUAUGAGCCGUACCCAGAGGACCAGCUGAGUGACAGACAGCGUUCUCUGCUGGGGCUACCGGGCACGUGCAGUAGCAGCGAGGGGACAAAGAGCGUUCACGCUAACAAGAGUAUCUGUUUGCUGUCACACUGGCCGUUCUUUGACUCAUUCAGGAACUUCCUGACGUUUCUCUACAGAUACUCCAUCUCUGGACCACACGCUCUGCCCAUAGAGAAGCACAUCUCCCACUUCAUGCACAAAGUCCCGUUCCCCUCGUCACAGAGACCACGCAUCCUGCUACAGCUGUCUCCACAUGAUAGUCUGAUGCUGAGCCAGCCUGUCUCCUCCCCUCUGCCUCUCAGUGGUGGUCGUCUCUCCACUCUGCUCCUUAACCUGGGCCCUAAGAAUGCGACCACUCUGCUGGUGCUGGCCGUAACAGAACACAAGAUCCUGGUCCACUCUCUCAGACCGGCCGUACUGACCAGUGUUACGGAGGCCCUGGUGUCGAUGAUCUUCCCCUUCCACUGGCCGUGCCCCUACAUCCCUCUGUGCCCUCUGGCCCUGGCAGAUGUUCUCUCUGCCCCUUGCCCCUUCAUCGUGGGGGUCGACUCACGUUACUUUGACCUCUACGUGCCUCCGCCCGACGUCUGCUGUGUCGACCUGGACACCAACAACAUAUUACAUAAGGAGGAGAAGAGAGCCCUAACAUGGAAGAUACUACCACAGAAAGCCUGCAAACAUCUCCUCAAUACCCUGGGUAGACUGUACCAACAGCUGACUGAAGGUGGCCAAGUCAGCGGCGAGGAUGGUCAGAUGGAGCCCACUGCGAUUGACCCAGACCUGGCGAGCGGAGGGAAGAGCCUCCACACGCUAGAGAUGCAGAUCCAGGAAGCCUUCCUUAGGUUCAUGGCGGCCAUAUUGAAAGGGUACCGCUCUUACCUCCUCCCCAUCACACAGGCCCCCUCCGAAAGGACCACGGACGCAAGCUCGCUGUUCGACUUGCAAGGGUUCUUGAAGAGCCGGGAUCGUUCCCACCAGAAGUUCUACUCCCAGAUGAUCAAAACCCAGAUGUUUAUCCGGUUCAUCGAGGAAUGUUCCUUUGUCAGCGAUAAAGACGCCAGUCUGGCCUUCUUCGACGAGUGUGUGGAUAAGAUUUACAGCAAUGGAAGCAAGAUUCAGAUGGACAGUGAUGGACCAGAAGACACCAGGUUGAUAGAGCUGGACGAGUCCCAUCGCAGUGAACACACAGUCUACAUCAACCCUCCUGAACUAAGACUUUUGGCUCAGGGAGAGGAGCACCCACUCUGCUAUAGCUACUCUGGGUUUCCGGUGCUGAGUCGUGAUUUGUUGGAGCUCCAGGAUGGACCUCGCCCCUCAGCCAGCCUGACACAGAGACACACCAGUCCAGCCAGCCCUGCUGCCAUCUUUAGGCGCUCCAAACAGGAGAUUCGCUCGGCCCAGCGCAUGGCUAAAACCCACGCCUCUGUACCCCAGAUGUGGUCUAAGUGUCUGCUGCGUCACUGUUACGGCCUGUGGUUCAUAUGCCUGCCAGCCUACGCCAGCGCAUGCCACUCCAAGGUGCGGGCACUACGCAUGGCCUACGACAUCCUGAGGAAGAUGCAGGACAAGAAGCUGCAGGCACCUGAUGAGGUGUGUUACCGGGUGUUAAUGCAGCUAUGUGGACAGUACAGCCAACCAGUCCUGGCGGUCAGAGUUCUGUUUGAGAUGAAGAAGGCUGGAGUUCAUCCCAACGCCAUCACCUACGGCUACUACAACAAGGCGGUGUUGGAGAGCACGUGGCCGUCCACAGGAAGUAGAGGAGGCUACUUCCUGUGGGCCAAGCUGAGGAACGUAGUCCUGGGGGUAGGACGGUUCAAACAGACGGUCCAGAACCACAACCAGAACCAAACCCAGAGUAGAGACACACAGCUAUCAGACUACAGUGAUCUGGACACAGUCAGUCAUGGCAGUGAAGACAGUACUAACGACUCAGUUGAGCGGGUCUCAAUCGAUACAGACUUCACUAAGAUGGACUCCAGUGAUGAUGGAUCAAGCACAGGUGGCCAAUCAGACCAAGGCUAUGACUCUCUAUCUAAGGAGGAGGAGAGGAUGGUGGGAAGGGACAGCGACAGAACACCACUAGCGCAGGAGAAGUCAGAGAGGGAGUCUUGUCCUCUGACUAGACAGGACCACACCACCAGCCCUGGUGACUCCAAAACUCCCUGUGGUACCAGACCAAAGAACCGGAGGCUGAGGCCCAACUCCCUGGACCUGACCGGAGGACAGGGGACUCUCAGGACCAUCACACUCAACUUCACCUCCACCACCAUGCAGGUCCGAGGCCCUGCUCCGAAACGCCCCCCGCCUCCGAACUGCAAACCUGGGAAGACCAGUCAGGAAGACCAGGCUAUUCCUACCCAGAACCAGAAGAGAUUGGAUGGGGGAGAGGGGGAGGAGGUAGAAGGCAGUAAGGACAGACAGACACCUGCCAAAGAGGUGGAAAGGAGGAGUGUGAACGUCAGUGGUGGAGACACUGAAAGGCCUGCAACCCACAGUGUUAGUGGAGAUGGAGACGGGGCUGUAACUCACAGUGUUAGUGGAGACGGAGACGGGGUUGUAACCCACAGUGUUAGUGGAGAUGGGUUUGUAACCCACAGUGUUAGUGGAGAUGGAGACGGGGCUGUAACCCACAGUGUUAGUGGAGAUGGAGACGGGGUUGUAACCCACAGUGUUAGUGGAGAUGGAGACGGGGCUGUAACCCACAGUGUUAGUGGAGAUGGAGACGGGGUUGUAACCCACAGUGUUAGUGGAGAUGGAGACGGGGUUGUAACCCACAGUGUUAGUGGAGAUGGAGACGGGGUUGUAACCCACAGUGUUAGUGGAGAUGGAGACGGGGUUGUAACCCACAGCGUUAGUGGAGAUGGGGCUGUAACCCACAGUGUUAGUGGAGACGGGGCUGCAACCCACAGUGUUAGUGGAGAUGGAGACGGGGCUCUAACCCACAGUGUUAGUGGAGAUGGAGACGGGGUUGUAACCCACAGUGUUAGUGGAGAUGGGGUUGUAACCCACAGUGUUAGUGGAGAUGGAGACGGGGCUGUAACCCACAGUGUUAGUGGAGAUGGAGACGGGGUUGUAACCCACAGUGUUAGUGGAGAUGGAGAUGGGGUUGUAACCCACAGUGUUAGUGGAGACGGGGUUGUAACCCACAGUGUUAGUGGAGAUGGAGAUGGGGUUGUAACCCACAGUGUUAGUGGAGAUGGAGACGGGGCUGUAACCCACAGUGUUAGUGGAGAUGGGGUUGUAACCCACAGUGUUAGUGGAGAUGGAGACGGGGCUGUAACCCACAGUGUUAGUGGAGAUGGGGUUGUAACCCACAGUGUUAGUGGAGAUGGAGAUGGGGCUGUAACCCACAGUGUUAGUGGAGAUGGAGACGGGGUUGUAACCCACAGUGUUAGUGGAGAUGGAGACGGGGUUGUAACCCACAGUGUUAGUGGAGAUGGAGACAGGGCUGUAACCCACAGUGUUAGUGGAGAUGGAGACGGGGUUGUAACCCACAGUGUUAGUGGAGAUGGAGACGGGGUUGUAACCCACAGUGUUAGUGGAGAUGGAGACGGGGUUGUAACCCACAGUGUUAGUGGAGAUGGAGACGGGGUUGUAACCCACAGUGUUAGUGGAGAUGGAGACGGGGCUCUAACCCACAGUGUUAGUGGAGAUGGAGACGGGGUUGUAACCCACAGUGUUAGUGGAGAUGGAGACGGGGCUGUAACCCACAGUGUUAGUGGAGAUGGAGAUGGGGUUGUAACCCACAGUGUUAGUGGAGAUGGAGACGGGGCUGUAACCCACAGUGUUAGUGGAGAUGGAGACGGGGCUGUAACCCACAGUGUUAGUGGAGAUGGAGACGGGGCUGUAACCCACAGUGUUAGUGGAGAUGGAGAUGGGGUUGUAACCCACAGUGUUAGUGGAGAUGGAGACGGGGCUGUAACCCACAGUGUUAGUGGAGAUGGAGACGGGGCAGUAACCCACAGUGUUAGUGGAGAUGGAGAUGGGGUUGUAACCCACAGUGUUAGUGGAGAUGGAGACGGGGCUGUAACCCACAGUGUUAGUGGAGAUGGGAACGGGCCUGCAGAUUGCAGUGUCUCCAAACAGAACAGUGUAAGAAACAGCAGUGAAACUGUGGGCGGAGCCGUGAAGAGGACAAGUAUCGUUGAGACUGGCUUUGACCCUCUGUCCAUUAUAGCAGCUGAGACGGAGACAGAGGGUGAUGGGGACAGUAGCAGUACCUCCACAGCCCGCCGGGACCUGGCAGAAGAGAUAGAGAUGUACAUGAAGGUUCUGAGCCCUCUGAGCAGCAGGACCGCCAGCAUGGACCUUCAGAACCCAUCCAGCCCGCUACUCCACGCCACCUCCACCCCAUCUAAACCCUCCUCCCGCCGACCUCGGCCCCUCAGCCUGACCCACUCCCCCUGUACCUCCCCCCGACCACCUCCUCCCUUGCUUCGUGCCAACUCGCACCUCCCCCUCUCCAGGCCCAAAGAACGUCUCCGUCCCUCCUCCCUGGUCUCCCCCUCCUCCCCAACUCUCAGUCUGGACAUGUUUAAGAGCAGCUUCCUGUCAGCAGGGAAGGGGGUGGCUGAGAAGGCCAGCAGGCUCUACUCCCGCCUGUCAUCACAGACAUCACUCUCGCAGGAUGUGAACUGCGACCAGAUCAGCGUGUCAUCAAUGACCUCAGUGGACCCAGAAUGCACCUCUCUGUUGGAGGAGGGCUCUGUCCUGGACCCUGAAGGUUUCACCUCCUCCUACGCCUCGCCCCAGCAUGACAGCAUCGCGUGCCUGAGGAGGAGCCCAGCCAGGGGACGACUCGUCUCUCAGAGCCCCACCUCGCCCUGCAAGGUGUUCCGCCACAACUCCUUCUCUAGUGGUUUGGCUCCUCCAUCUAGAGGUCCCCAGACUCCAGACUCUUCUCCUGAUGCCUCCCGCUUCUACCUCCGUCACCACUACACUACCGAGGUGUUGAUGUCUAGCUGCUGUCGCUGUAAGACAUGUGACUGUCUGGUGUAUGAUGAAGAGAUCAUGGCAGGAUGGACGGCUGAUGACUCCAACCUCAACACCACCUGUCCCUUCUGUGGCUCUUCCUUCCUGCCCUUCCUUACUGUACACAUCAGGGACCUGAGACACAGGACCAGUGACGAGGGUCACCAACCUUUAGGAGAGGACACGGCUGCUUCAGUCAACCCUGAGACUGCAGCUGGAGCACUGACACCCCAGUCAACCACAGCUCCAGCAGCGGAGGAACAGGACACUGAGGGUGUAGCUGGGUGUCCACAGGACCCUGUCCCAGGCACAACUUCAGAUCCAACCUCAGCCCCAUCUCCAACCUCAGCCCCAUCUCCAACCUCUCCCCCACCUCCAGCCUCUCCCCCAUCCCCUGCCUCAACUACAACUCGUAGUUCCCCAGUGAGUAGUUCUCCAACCCCAACCCCAUCCCCAUCUCUCCCAGCCCCGGUGACGGUUCCCUACCUGAGUCCCUUGGUUCUGUGGAAAGAGCUAGAGUCUCUGCUGGGUAAUGAGGGGGACCAGGUGAUCAGUUCUCCCAGCAUCGUGGACCAGCACCCUAUCGUAUUCUGGAACCUGGUGUGGUGCUACCGCAGACUGGAACUCCCCUCUCAUCUGCCCGGUCUCAUACUGACCUCACAGCACUGCAGCCAGGGACACAUACCGCAGGUCCCAGCCCAGAGCGUGUCUUCAGAGGACAGUAAACAUGUCCUGGUUCGCAUCCUGUGGGACAACCCGUCACUCCACCAGGACUCUGUCCAGGCCCUAUACAUGCUCUGGCACGCACACUUCUCUCUCCCCUCAGCCAGUGGAACGGUGUAUGAGGAGGGCCAGCCCCAGGACCAUCUCUUCUCCUCUGAGGUCCUACAGGGUGCAGUGAGGAACAUCCAGAAGGGGGAUGUCUACCAGCCCAUGAGUCAGAUCCUACAGCUGCUGGGACCAGAGCUGGGCUUCAACAGACAGAGGAGUCUGUACAGAGAUCUCCUCUUCCUGGCGUUGACCGCUCUGGGGAAGAGCAACAUCAAUAUUGAUGCGUUUGAUCGCGAGUACAAGGUUGCUUACGACCGCCUCAGCCCCAGCCAAGUGAAGCUGACACACAACUGUGACCGGCCCCCGGGAGCAGGAGUCAUGGAAUGUAGAAGGAUGUUCGGGAAACCCAUUCUGUGACCCCCCCCCCCUGUCUGCUAUCCAUCCAUCCCAAAACAUGACUGCUGCUCACUACCAGCCCCUCUCUCUGUGGCCCCUCUGUGGCUCCUCUCUCUGGCCCCUCUCUCUGUGGCCCCUCUCUCUGGCCCGCUCUCCCUCUCUGUUUCCCCUCUCUCUGGCCCCUCUCUCCCUCUCUCUGGCCCCUCUCACCCUGGCCCCUCCCUCUGGCCCCUCUCUCCCUCUCUGUGGCCCCUCUCUCUGUGGCCCCUCUCUCUGGCCCCCCUCUCUGUGGCCCCUCUCUGUUGGGGUGAACUCCUCAGGGCCAGCCCACCUGACACCCCAGGCAAGGGGAAGAAAGUCAUUGGUACCCAACAUGUACUUAGACACUGAAGCGUAGUGUGGAACAAAUACACAGAAAAGAUCCUAGAAGCUUUCAGAGACGCUCCACACGGUCACAAUAGGACAUGUACAUGUCAGUCAUUUAGCAGGCACUCUUAUCCAGAGACAUUUACAGGAGCAAUUAGAGUUAAGUGCCUUGCUCAAGAGCACAUUGAAAGAUGUUUCACUUUAGUCGCCCCCGGGAUUCGAAUCUGUGACUUUUUGGUUAAUGGCCCAAUGCUCUGAACCGCUAGGCUACCUGCCUCCCUCACAUGGUAUUCACAUGGUUUGACAUGGUAUUCACGGUAUGACAUGGUAUUACAAUGGGACCACAUAGCUAUUACAUGGUAUCUCAUGGUAUCCCAGUAGAACCUCAUGAUAUCAUGAUACCUCAUGGUAUCACAAUAGGACCUCAUCGUAUCACAAUAGGACCUCAUGAUAUCACAAUAGGACCUCAUGGUAAUAGGACCUCAUGGUAUCCCAAUAGGACCUCAUGGUAUCACAAUAGGACCUCAUGAUAUCACAAUAGGACCUCAUGGUAAUAGGACCUCAUGGUAUCACGAUAGGACCUCAUGGUAAUAGGACCUCAUGGUAUCACAAUAGGACCUCAUGGUAAUAGGACCUCAUGGUAAUAGGACCUCAUGGUAUCACAGUAGGACCUCAUGGUAUCACAAUAGGACCUCAUGGUAUCACAGUAGGACCUCAUGGUAUCACAAUAGGACCUCAUGGUAUCACAGUAGGACCUCAUGGUAUCACAGUAGGACCUCAUGGUAUCACAGUAGGACCUCAUGGUAUCACAAUAGGACCUCAUGGUAUCACAGUAGGACCUCAUGGUAUCACAGUAGGACCUCAUGGUAUCACAAUAGGACCUCAUGGUAAUAGGACCUCAUGGUAUCACAAUAGGACCUCAUGGUAAUAGGACCUCAUGGUAUCACAGUAGGACCUCAUGGUAUCACAAUAGGACCUCAUGGUAUCACAGUAGGACCUCAUGGUAUCACAAUAGGACCUCAUGGUAUCACAAUAGGACCUCAUGGCAUCACAGUAGGACCUCAUGGUAUCACAAUAUGACCUCAUGGUAUCACAGUAGGACCUCAUGGCAUCACAGUAGGAACUCAUGGUAUCACAGUAGGACCUCAUGGUAUCACAAUAGGACCUCAUGGUAUCACAGUAAGACCUCAUGGCAUCACAAUAGGACCUCAUGGUAUCACAGUAGGACCUCAUGGUAUCACAGUAGGACCUCAUGGUAUCACAAUAGGACCUCAUGGUAUCACAAUAGGACCUCAUGGUAUCACAAUAGGACCUCAUGGUAUCACAAUAGGACCUCAUGGUAUCACAAUAGGACCUCAUGGUAUCACAAUAGGACCUCAUGGUAUCACAAUAGGACCUCAUGGUAUCACAAUAUGACCUCAUGGUAUCACAGUAGGACCUCAUGGUAUCACAGUAGGACCUCAUGGUAUCACAGUAGGACCUCAUGGUAUCACAAUAGGACCUCAUGGUAUCACAGUAGGACCUCAUGGUAUCACAAUAGGACCUCAUGGUAUCACAAUAGGACCUCAUGGUAUCACAGUAGGACCUCAUGGUAUCACAAUAGGACCUCAUGGUAUCACAAUAGGACCUCAUGGUAUCACAGUAGGACCUCAUGGUAAUAGGACCUCAUGGUAUCACAGUAGGACCUCAUGGUAUCACAAUAGGACCUCAUGGUAAUAGGACCUCAUGGUAAUAGGACCUCAUGGUAUCACAGUAGGACCUCAUGGUAUCACAGUAGGACCUCAUGGUAUCACAGUAGGACCUCAUGGUAUCACAAUAGGACCUCAUGGUAUCACAAUAGGACCUCAUGGUAUCACAUUAGGACCUCAUGGUAUCACAAUAGGACCUCAUGGUAUCACAAUAGGACCUCAUGGUAAUAGGACCUCAUGGUAAUAGGACCUCAUGGUAUCACAGUAGGACCUCAUGGUAAUAGGACCUCAUGGUAAUAGGACCUCAUGGUAUCACAAUAGGACCUCAUGGUAUCACAAUAGGACCUCAUGGUAUCACAUGUAUUAUUCCUCUGUAUUUUCACUAUUAUUACAUUACUCAAUGUUUGUAAUAUACCGUGUGAUAUAUUCUAUAUAUUAUAAGACAAUCUGUAUCUGAUUAACUUGUAUGUAUGUAAACGUUUUGUUUCUGUUUUGUUGUGUGAGCUUCAAGCUUUGUGUGUUUUCUGUACCACAGUCAGGGCUGUUUUACUGUUGUGAUGGGAGGGUUGUUGGGUGUAAUGUAAAAGUCUUUCACAUGUGAUUUUAAGCACUUUCCAAAGAGUAAUUUACAUUAUCUCUUACAGUAAUAAUUUACAGUAAUAAUUUACAGUAAUAAUUUACAGUAAUAAUUUACAGUAAUAAUUUGGACCUUUAUUUUUUGUCGUUCAGUUGAACUUUGAUACAUACACAACUACUAUACUAUGAUCAGGUAUGGGGCCUGACUUCCUGCUCUAUACUAUGAUCAGGUAUGGGGCCUGACUUCCUGCUCUAUACUAUGAUCAGGUAUGGGGCCUGACUUCCUGCUCUAUACUAUGAUCAGGUAUGGGGCCUGACUUCCUGCUCUAUACUAUGAUCAGGUAUGGGGCCUGACUUCCUGCUCUAUACUAUGAUCAGGUAUGGGGCCUGACUUCCUGCUCUAUACUAUGAUCAGGUAUGGGGCCUGACUUCCUGCUCUAUACUAUGAUCAGGUAUGGGGCCUGACUUCCUGCUCUAUACUAUGAUCAGGUAUGGGGCCUGACUUCCUGCUCUAUACUAUGAUCAGGUAUGGGGCCUGACUUCCUGCUCUAUACUAUGAUCAGGUAUGGGGCCUGACUUCCUGCUCUAUACUAUGAUCAGGUAUGGGGCCUGACUUCCUGCUCUAUACUAUGAUCAGGUAUGGGGCCUGACUUCCUGCUCUAUACUAUGAUCAGGUAUGGGGCCUGACUUCCUGCUCUAUACUAUGAUCAGGUAUGGGGCCUGACUUCCUGCUCUAUAGUAUGAUCAGGUAUGGGGCCUGACUUCCGGCUCUAUAAUAUGAUCAGGUAUGGGGCCUGACUUCCUGCUCUAUACUAUGAUCAGGUAUGGGGCCUGACUUCCUGCUCUAUACUAUGAUCAGGAAUGGGGCCUGACUUCCUGCUCUAUACUAUGAUCAGGUAUGGGGCCUGACUUCCUGCUCUAUACUAUGAUCAGGAAUGGGGCCUGACUUCCUGCUCUAUACUAUGAUCAGGUAUGGGGCCUGACUUCCUGCUCUAUACUAUGAUCAGGUAUGGGGCCUGACUUCCUGCUCUAUAAUAUGAUCAGGUAUGGGGCCUGACUUCCGGCUCUAUACUAUGAUCAGGUAUGGGGCCUGACUUCCUGCACUUACUGAGGAUGAUGAUGGUCUUUGACCCCCCCCCCUCCCCCUCCCCUCUGGCAGGACCAGUCCAAAUAUAACAUGAAGGAUCCAUUGGCCUAGUGUGAGACCAUGAAAACCGUGAGGUAUCAUGGGUAAAUUGUGACUGACUGAUGUACAAAUAAUAUUGAGUAGUUAUUUAUGAUGCAAGGUGGUUUGUAGAUCAGUCAAGUCUCGCCUUUAAAUUCGGCGGCCAUGUCUAACGGUCCCAUUUUGUUUUUCUGGGUGGGAACAUACAUAGACCAUGUUACAUACAUGAUAUAUACACAUAGACCAUGUUUUAUACAUGAUAUAUACACAUAGACCAUGUUACAUACAUGAUAUAUACACAUAGACCAUGUUAUAUACAUGAUAGAUACACAUAGACCAUGUUAUGAUUUAGUUGUAUUACCAUAGUGAUGAGACUUUUCUCCUGUGUUUAUUUAUGAAUCCUUUUGUAUCAAAGAAAUACAUUGGAACGACCGAAACAACUGAGCCGAAUAUAAAAGGAACGCUGUUAAUAUGAUUUGUUGAUAUGUUUUCAUUCAUUACUAAAGCAAUACUCUUUUAUAACGUCAUUGUUAUUAUAUUGACAUCACAAAUGCAGAAUGUGUGGAUUAAGACGUGUUUUCUAAUUCUUUCAUCAACACACAUACGCAUUACGUUUUGUAAAUAAAUGUAUGGAGCUGUUCUGUUUCUCGGUAUAGUUGUACAGAGUAAAUGGUAUGUUCUGUUUCUCUGUAUAGUUGUACAGAGUAAAUGGUAUGUUCUGUUUCUCUGUAUAGUUGUACAGAGUAAAUGGUAUGUUCUGUUUCUCUGUAUAGUUGUACAGAGUAAAUGGUAUGUUCUGUUUCUCUAUAUAGUUGUACAGAGUAAAUGGUAUGUUCUGUUUCUCCGUAGCUUUAUAGUUGUACAGAGUAAAUUAUAUGUUCUGUUUCUAUGUAUAGUUGUACAGAGUAAAUGUGAUACAGCCUGGGAUUGAACCCGGGUCUGUAGUGACGUCUCUAGCACUGAGAGGCAGUACCAUAGAACGCUACGUCACCCAGGAGGCUAUAGUGGACUACUCCUGACUGUGAUCCAUAGUCCAGUGUUAGGAUAGAAGAUAGAAGAGCUGUGUCACAUGUCAAGGUGUCUGUAUUCCUCUGACUGGGUUUUGAAACUGUCACAAUAUCACCCC
Molecule: messenger RNA, 12162 nt
Organism: Oncorhynchus kisutch (coho salmon)
Lineage: Eukaryota; Metazoa; Chordata; Actinopteri; Salmoniformes; Salmonidae
Gene: dennd4a
Product: DENN/MADD domain containing 4A
Exons: 31
Coding region: 225-7262 (2345 amino acids)
Biological process (GO): regulation of Rab protein signal transduction
Cellular component (GO): cytoplasmic vesicle
Molecular function (GO): protein binding
Source: RefSeq, a predicted model, not a curated record